This is a messenger RNA of Durio zibethinus, 2426 nucleotides long. RefSeq names its product rust resistance kinase Lr10-like. The record is from RefSeq and is a predicted model, not a curated record. Gene Ontology annotation, biological process: protein phosphorylation. Gene Ontology annotation, molecular function: protein kinase activity; ATP binding; polysaccharide binding. Lineage: Eukaryota; Viridiplantae; Streptophyta; Magnoliopsida; Malvales; Malvaceae.
GGCUAUAGUGUCGGCAAUUUCAAUUGGAUCCACAGUCUAUUUCCACGACUCUUUUAAAUGAGAUGGGACCUUUCCCACUUUGAAUCUUCAAGAUAUUGAUUUUAUUUUAGGAAACUUUUGUAGGAACGCGGUUUAUUGACCAAGUUGCAUCAAAUUCUGACAUAUAAUUCUUCUAGGCAUUAGCAAUUGAUUUUUAAAAUACUAGUAUCAGUAUCAAUUCUUGCAGUCUUGUCCAUAAUCGUUCCGUAGAAGAUAUGAGAAAACAAGCUUCAGCAGUUUUCUUAGAGGCUCUCUUUCCUCUCUCUAUCUUGUUUUUCUUUAUUCCAAUUUUCCAUGCAAGAAAUCUACAGCAAUGCUCUUCUUCAUGCGGAGAUUUGAAGAAUAUCAGCUACCCGUUUCGUCUCCAGGGAGAUCCUGUUAAUUGCGGUGAUCUUAGUUUCCAACUUUCUUGCCAGAACAACAAAGCCAUCCUGAAUUUUCGAGGAGGAAAGUAUUACGUGAAAGGAAUCUCCUAUGAUGAACAUACAAUUCGAAUUGUUGAUGUUAACUUAGGCAAUGGAAGCUGCAGUCUUCCUUACAGAUCUCUUUCAAUGUAUGAAGCUACCGUCGAUAGUCGAUAUCCCUCAUUAAUCAAUUUCUGGCAAGCCAAUUUUGUGAACUGCUCCGAUGGCAUCCCUGACCUAGCUGAUAGCGAAGUACCUUGUUUGAGUGGAAAUGAUUAUCAUUUUUAUGUCAAUUUCAGUGAUAGGAACUUGUUUGCAUAUGAUAUUCCAAACACUUGCAAGGUCAUUUCAAUGGUUCCCACAAGCUCGGAAAAUAAGGUGAAUUACCCUUAUGAAACAACCAUGAAGUUGCUUGCAUCAGGGUUUGAUCUCAGAUGGUCAGUUGAGUGUAGGGAUUGCAGAGCUGCUGGUCUUUCCUGCGUGUAUAAGUCUAAUAAUGAUCCAAGGAUCUUCCAGUGUGAAACUUUAGAUGAAUACGAUUACGAAACUCAACUCCAGAUUGCGAUUGCCUUUCUUGUUUCGAACUCUGUGAUUGAUAUGGCAUUGGUGGUCAGAUUCAUCUUUGUUCCCUUGGUUGUGUUUGCUUUCCUUCUCCACAAAUACUUUACUGGGCAAAAGACGGUUGUUGAUGCUGAAAAUUUUCGACACAGUCAGAUACUCUUGACUCCCAAAAGGUACUCUUAUACGGAUAUACUUGCCAUGACAAACGAUUUCAAACAUAAACUUGGGCAAGGUGGCUUUGGCUCAGUUUAUAAGGGCCAAUUACUAACAAACGGUUGCUUGGUUGCUGUUAAAAUGCUUGUGAGCUCUAAACUUAGUGAGGAAAAUUUUAUCAAUGAAGUUUCUACUCUCAGCAAGAUUCAGCAUUCAAAUGUAAUCAAAUUAUUGGGAUUCUGUUCCGAAGGAUCAAAACAUGCUCUUGUCUAUGAAUAUAUGCCAAAUGGAUCUUUGGACAAGCACAUUUUCUCAAAGGGAGGAAAUGCUGGGCCCUUCAGUUGGGAUAAACUCCAUGAAAUUACUCUAGGAAUUGCUGAAGGUAUUGAGUUCCUACAUAGCAAGUUUGCUUUGCGCAUUGCUCAUUUUGAUAUUAAACCUCGGAAUAUUCUUCUAGAUCAGAAUUUUGUCCCCAAAAUUACAGAUUUUGGUUUUGCAAAAUUUUACCCAAAGAAGAAUGAUUUCAUAUCCAUUUGUGCUACGAAUGAAACAGUAGAAUACAUGGCACCUGAAUUGAUUUCAAGAGAUCAUGGAGCUGUUUCAUGCAAAUCAGAUGUCUAUAGUUUCGGAAUGUUGUUGUUGGAAUUGGCUAGCAGAAGAAGGAAUGUUAACGAGUCAACUGAUUCAAACAAAGUCUACCUCCCUUCAUGGGUUUAUGACCAAAUAAAUGAGGGAAAAGAUAUGGAGCUUGAGAAUGUGAUUGAAAGUGAGACCACCAUAGCAAGAAAGAUGUUCAUAACUGGGUUAUGGUGCACUCAAACCAAUGCAUUAUAUCGCCCCUCAAUGGCCAGAGUUGUGGAAAUGUUACAAGGAAAAAUUGAUGGCUUAGAACUGCCUCCCAAGCCUGUUUCAUUUUCUCAAAACGUUUAUAUAAGCGAGCCUCAAUCUGAUUCUCCAAAGGAACUGCUAAUACCUGAGUCAAUGCAGAGAAGCGCAUAACAAUUCUCCACUUUUUGUUUGGCCCAAUAUUGUGAAACUGUAAUCAGCAUAAACAGCUGUUUGCCGCAUUUAUUUUCAGGUUGUGCCUGGAAUCUAGUGUGUGUACAAGUUCAUCAAUAAAAUUUCAAGCUAGUAUAAGCCAAUUAAGUGUUCGGUCUAGAAGGAAAAUGUAUGUAUUUAUUUAGAACUUCAUCUGUUGCAGAACACCUCCAGCCAAAGUUUGGGAGGUUUGUGUUUCUCAUGUUUAUAUAUGUAAAUGUUUUUGAAACA